Paramuricea clavata is the source of this 843-nucleotide messenger RNA. The record is from the annotation of a GenBank genome assembly. Lineage: Eukaryota; Metazoa; Cnidaria; Anthozoa; Malacalcyonacea; Plexauridae.
AUGGAAAACAAAGCCAGGGUGGCUGAUAAAGCUUUAAUACAAGUUAUCUUACAAGAAUACCGUGACCGUUCGGUAGAUUCAAUCACUGGGCCUACAGCCAUACGUAAAUACGAAGCCGCUACGGGCAGACAUCGAGUUUGGCCGGGCUUUGCUUCAGACAUUUUGAAAAGCAAACGCGACCAUGUUUCGUCUAGAAGGGAUCUAGACAGUGCCUCAUUCACCACAGCGCGUUUGCUUGCCCCGUCUGGAGUCGCCGCAGCGCGAAGAAGACCGAGCAAAGUUAAACGGACAUUGUUAGAUGGAAUCCCAAUCGCAUGUUUUAAUAUCGGUGGAGAAAAAAGGCUUUGUUUUGAACAGCUUUUAACGGAGGUACUAAAAGAGUUCACCUUAAGCGAAGUGAACAAUUCGCGUGAUCACUUGAAGAUAUAUUGCCCUAAAUGCGACGAGGAUCAACUAGAAUCGCUAAAACUCUCAAAAACCGUUCCCUGGUCAGACUCUUCUUGUCUUCUCAUCACCAAAAGCGAUGCGUACCGACUCUGUAGCGCUCUACUCGCGAACAAAGCGCCUCAAAGACACGAUAAAAAGUACACAAAACCGUUCCUCGAUGUCUACCACGAAUGUUUUGGUGGUUGCGAAGGAAUUUUCGAGCCAGAAAUUUACAACGAACCUCACGCGAAAUGCGUUACGUGUUUAGAAUGUUAUCGGAUGUUUUCGCCGCGAAAAUUUGUUACACAUAGUCAUGCGACGACGGAAAUUCAAACCUGCCAUUGGGGUAUGGACAGCUCGAAAUGGCGCGACUACCUGUUACUACCAGACGAAAAAGCAGACGACGAAUUGAUUAAG